This is a messenger RNA of Perognathus longimembris pacificus (Pacific pocket mouse), 1344 nucleotides long. It is a transcript of the gene Tekt2, whose product is annotated as tektin 2. NCBI's taxonomy places the organism in Eukaryota, Metazoa, Chordata, Mammalia, Rodentia, Heteromyidae. Gene Ontology annotation, cellular component: nucleus; microtubule cytoskeleton. The record is from RefSeq and is a predicted model, not a curated record. The coding region runs from base 31 to 1323 and encodes 430 amino acids. The transcript has 9 exons. Gene Ontology annotation, biological process: cilium movement involved in cell motility; cilium assembly.
AUCUUGAAACAGGCCUAGGAAUUUGAGACCAUGGCUACACUGAGUAUCAAGCCAAGUCAGCGCUUCCAGCUGCCUGAGUGGAACACCAACACCUACCUGUUGUGCACCAAUGCCCAGCAGCAGCGAGAAGCCUGCCAUCAGAUCCGCCAAGAGGCGCGAGUCCUCCGCAGUGAGACCAGCAACCAGACUGUUUGGGAUGAACAUGACAAUCGGACGAGACUCACAGAGAGGAUCGAGACUGUCAACAGAUGGAAGGAGAUGCUGGACAAGUGUCUUACAGACUUGGAUGCUGAGAUUGACACCAUGAUACAGAUGAAGGAAUCAGCAGAUCAACACCUGCAGGCCAAAAACCUGCCUCUGGAUGUGGCCAUCGAGUGCCUUACCCUCCGGGAGAGCCGGCGAGACAUUGACUUGGUGAAGGACCCUGUGGAAGAUGAGCUCCUUAAAGAGGUGGAGAUCAUUGAGGCCGCCAGGAAGGCCUUGCAGCAGAAGGUCAACGAGGCUUUCGAGCAGCUCUGUCUCCUGCAAGAUGCCCGGCAGCAGCUCAGCGCUGACCAUCGAGGCAAAAUGGAGGCGUUGGAGAUCGACAGAGGUUGUCUCUCUCUCAACCUCACAUCCCCAAACAUCUCCCUGAAGGUCAACCCCACACGCAUCUCCAAUAACUCGCUAACACUCCAGCAGUGGGAUGACACCAGUCGGUUCAACAAGAGCCAUGCAGAGGCUGAGAUGAAAGCCUCUACAGAGCUGAGGGAGGCCAUCAGCCUAACUAUUGUUCAGACCAACAAUGAACUCGAAGCUCAGAGAGUAGCCACAGAAUUUGCCUUCAGGAAGCGGCUGCAGGAGAUGGAGAGACUUUACAGUGAUCUCAAAUGGGAAGAGAAUAAUACCUUGGAGGAGAUUGAAGCGAUGAAAAAGGAUAUCCGGCAGCUGGAGGAGGAUCUGCACAGAAAAAUGUUGAACCUGAAGCUGGUCCAUACCCGGCUGGAGUCUAGAACCUUUCGGCCCAAUUUGGAGCUCUGCCGGGACGAGCCACAAUACGGCCUUAUUGAUGAGGUUCGCCAGCUAGAUGCAACCAUCGCCAUAAUGAAGCAGAAGCUGGCCCAUACACAGGAUGCUCUGGACACCCUGUUCAAGCAUCUGGCCCGACUGCAGGCUGCCAUUGCCUGCAAGGUCAAUUCCAUGCUGCUGGACAAAAAGUGCUUGGACAUCCGACGGAAGCUGGUUGUGCCUGCUGAGAAGUAUGUGCCCGAAGUGGACACAUUCACCCGCACCACAAAUCGCAUCCUGAGUCCACUCAAAAUUGGCCACCUGCAGCUGAUGUAGCAUGGGGGAAGGGAGAGGUCU